AUGUCUGACCGCAAAGAUGGAAAGAAGAAGCCCCUGAAUCAACCCAAGAAGCAGGCCCAGGAGAUGGACGAGGGAGAGAAGGCAUUCGAGCAGAAAGAGGGCCAGAAGACGCUGGAGGAGAUAAAAGCAAAGGCCACGGGGAAGGGCCCCCCGGCUUCAGGCGGAAUUGAGAAAUCUGGCAAAAAGUGA
This is a messenger RNA of Molossus molossus (Pallas's mastiff bat), 189 nucleotides long. RefSeq names its product translation machinery-associated protein 7-like. The record is from RefSeq and is a predicted model, not a curated record. Bases 1 to 189 code for a protein of 62 amino acids. The transcript has a single exon. Lineage: Eukaryota; Metazoa; Chordata; Mammalia; Chiroptera; Molossidae.